GAGGAGAGAGAAAGAGAGAGAUAGAGAGAGAGAGAGAGAGAGAGAGAGAGAACACGCAGGGAGACUCAGCAGGAGCCUCGGGAUAGUCUUUAUUUUUUAUUUUGUAUAGUUUGUAUUCGUUUUAUACACUUUUUAAAGUCUAUAUUGGUUUUUGAACUUUUACAGGUUUAGCAGCUUGGGCUGGUUUUUAGCUGUGUUUUUUUGCUAACCGAGGUGAAGAGAAUUUUAUUCAGAAGCAGAAGCACCUCGACAGAUUGUGCUCGAUAGAUUUGAUAGAUAUAUUGAUAUAUAAAUAUAAAGGUUUUAGAUUAUAUAUAUAUAUAUAUAUAUAUAUAUUUGGAGAUAAUAAUAUUCGGACGCCGUGAUAAAUCUCUAAUACUGAAGAACAUGACUGCGGAGGUGAACAUCCGGAGGUUACUGGAAGCUGCUGAGUAUUUAGAAAGAAAAGACCGAGAGUGCGAACACGGAUACGCCUCGACGUUUCCGUCCAUUCAGAGCUCCAACAACUACCAGAGACAAAGAAAAUUCCGGAAUAAAAAGCACAGCAGCAAUCACAACAGGUCAACACACAACGAGUUGGAGAAGAACCGACGAGCCCACCUGCGUCUUUGUCUGGAGCGAUUGAAGGCGCUCAUCCCACUGGGACCCGACUGCAACCGUCACACUACACUGGGCCUGCUCAACAAAGCAAAAGCACACAUAAAGAAGCUGGAGGAGGCGGACCGAAAAUCUCGGUACCAGCUGGAGAGUUUGGAGCGGAAGCAGAGACACCUCCGGAGGCAGCUGGACUCCCUUGGAGGGACGUGUAAGACAGAGAGAGUGCGUACAGACAGUGUGGGCUCCACCCCGUCCUCCGACCACUCCGACUCGGACCAGGAAGAGAUCGAGGUGGACGUCGAGAGCACCGAGUUCUCCCAUGGAGAGCUGGAUAGCGCGAGCAUGGCCAGCACCAGCGACCUGGACGACCACAGCAGCCUGCAGAGCCUGGCCAGCGAUGAGGGCUACUCCUCCUGCAGUGUCAAGCUAGCCUUCAGCUCGUAGACGCCGGGGGGGGAGGGGGCACGGACACGCUGCACACGUACAGUCCCAGCAACCGAGACUACCGCUGAUCCUCCACUCCACUCCUCCUUUCUCCUCCAAUCUCCACCGUACCACUACCUAACCCCUGCCUGAAUCCGACAGGUGACCAGAGCACAAGACUGGCAGACUGAAUGUACUCCACACUGCCUUUUACGGCUCUUUCUCCUCCUUUCUCUCUUAGUUUUCACUUUUCAUUUCCAUUCAGUCGGAUUUUAUCAUCCUGUGUUUUCUCUCAUGACCUGGUUGCCUGUCGGACCGUCGCAUGAACGAUGUGGACGUCCGCAGCAGCACUGCAUAUUGAGAUCAAGCUGCGGGGGGGGUAAAAAAUGAGGGGGGUGGGUGGGGGAGGCAGAGGCAUGAACUACGAAUGGUGCUACCUGAGAAAAACAACCCCGGCGUCUCAACGAAGCGGGUCGAGAGGUUUUUUUUUCCCCUUCUUUUGUUUUUUUCCCCUUAUGUUUCCACAAGUUUUUCCCCCCCGGUGCGUUUUAUGGUGCAUUAAACAAAAACAAACAAAAAAAAAAACAAAAACAAACAAACAGACAAAAAAAACCGUCGGAAGCAGCCACGCUUCCGUUUAGCAGCUGCAACAUACAAUGUAGACGUCCCUCCUAGCAGUAACGAGCAAUAACUCCUCUAAGCUCCGCCUCCCUUUUCUCCACCCCUCCCCCACCUUUAUUAUUUUCAAUAGACACCGUCCAAGACUUGCUUGAUUUCUAUUUGUUUGUUUUUUUUGUAUAUAAUACAUAAAUAGUUUAAUAAAUUAAGAAAAGAAGUUUUAAAAAAAAAAAAAGCUAGAAAUCCUA
Messenger RNA from Silurus meridionalis, 1886 nucleotides. It is a transcript of the gene mxi1, whose product is annotated as max interactor 1, dimerization protein. The record is from RefSeq and is a predicted model, not a curated record. The coding region runs from base 388 to 1041 and encodes 217 amino acids. Gene Ontology annotation, molecular function: RNA polymerase II cis-regulatory region sequence-specific DNA binding; DNA-binding transcription factor activity, RNA polymerase II-specific; protein dimerization activity. NCBI's taxonomy places the organism in Eukaryota, Metazoa, Chordata, Actinopteri, Siluriformes, Siluridae. Gene Ontology annotation, biological process: regulation of transcription by RNA polymerase II. The transcript is spliced from 6 exons.